Molecule: messenger RNA, 2220 nt
Organism: Oryza sativa Japonica Group (Japanese rice)
Lineage: Eukaryota; Viridiplantae; Streptophyta; Magnoliopsida; Poales; Poaceae
Product: probable lysophospholipase BODYGUARD 3
Source: RefSeq, a predicted model, not a curated record
UCUCCCACACAAAUUUCCUCCGCAAGAAACCAAACCAAUCCAUCCGCCCGCCUCCAACCGCGCUUAAUUGCGCGCCUUUUUUUCUCUCUCUCCUUCUCCUUCGAGUUAGUUCAACUUAAACCCUUCGUUUACAAAAAGCUAGCUCAUCUACCUUGUCCACUCCUCUGCACCGGGCGCCGCGCCGCGGCAAUGCACAUUGCCACUACUGCCUGUGUGUGGCAGCAGGAGAAGGCGGCAGCCAUGGGCGCCGGCGCCGGCGACGUUGCCGCCAGCUGGAGGGUGGCGGCGGUGGCGCUCCUCGGCGCGGUGAACUGCGUGGUGAGCUUCGUGGUGUUCUCGUUCUUGGAUUUGCUGGAUAUGGUGCUGUGCGUGGUGUACAAGGUGGUGGACUACGCGGUGGAGGCGGAGUGGAAGGCGUGCUACUGCUCGGCGGCGGCGCGGGACGGCGCCGCCGCCGCCAUCUUCGUGCCGCCGGCGUCGGCGUCGGCCGCGCCGGGGCCGAAGGUGGUGCGGCUGUCGCCGUCGUCGGCGAAGAUGCAGCUGGAGGACGUCUCCGACACGCUGUACGUGCGCCCCUCGCUGCUGUCGGACGCCACCAAGAAGUCCGGCCCCGCCGCGCCGUCGCUCACGGUGAGCCCCGCCAUCGCCGAGCUCAUCCGCGGCAAGAUCGGCCGCGCCGCCCCGCGCCCGCCGCGCCACGCCGCCCCCUGCUGGUCCGACUGCGACUGCAAGGUCUGCCACUCAUGGAGCGCCUCCUCCCGCUCCUCCCACCUCUACGUCCACGUCCAAUCCCCGACCACCGCAAGUGGAGUGGAGACGGAGGACGUGGUGUUCGUCCACGGGUUCAUAUCGUCGUCGGUGUUCUGGACGGAGACGGUGUUCCCGGCGUUCAGCGAGGCGGCGAAGGGGAGGUACCGGAUGUUCGCCGUCGACCUGCUGGGGUUCGGCCGGAGCCCGAAGCCGGCGGACUCGCUCUACACGCUCCGGGAGCACGUCGAGAUGAUCGAGCGCUCCGUGCUCCAGCGCUACCGCCUCCGCAAGUUCCACGUCGUCGCCCACUCGCUCGGCUCCGUCCUCGCCCUCGCCCUCGCCGUCAAAUACCCCGACGCCGUCCAGUCCCUCACCCUCCUCGCUCCGCCGUACUUCCCGGUGCCGGAGGAGGAGGCGGGGGCGGCGACGCAGUACGUGAUGCGGCGGGUGGCGCCGCGGCGGGUGUGGCCGCCGAUCGCGUUCGGGGCGUCGAUGGCGUGCUGGUACGAGCACGUCAGCCGGACCAUCUGCCUCACCAUUUGCAGGCACCACCGCACCUGGGAUCGCCUCUUCAGGCUCUUCACCCGCAACAGGAUGAGGACGUUCUUGAUCGAGGCGUUCAUGUGCCACACGCACAACGCGGCGUGGCACACGCUGCACAACAUCAUCUGCGGCAGCGCCGGCAAGAUGGACAGCUACCUCGACGUCGUCGCCGGCCAGCUCGCCUGCGAGGUCGCCGUCUUCCACGGCCGCGACGACGAGCUCCUCCCCGUCGAGUGCACCCUCGCCGUCGGCGCCAGGGUGCCCCGGGCGCGCGUCACCGUCUACGACCACAAGGACCACAUCACCAUCAUCGUCGGCCAGGAGAAGCUCUUCGCCACCGAGCUCGAAGACAUCUGGCGCCGGAGCGCCGCCGCCGCCGCCGCCGGCGACGGCGAGUAGCACCGAGCUGCAUGUCACACGCUACUACUCCAGCACUAUACGCGACAUGUACGUAUUAUACUGAUCAGCAGUGCACAGCAGAGACAAGAGAAGCAAGUUAGUUAAUUAAUGGCCGGUAAAUUAAACAAGAACUCGCAAUAACGAUCGACUGCCCUGCAUGAAGAAGAAGAAUUAAGAAGAUGCUGCCCUAUUUUAGGAUGAGCAAUAUAUUCUACCAUAUAAAUUAAAUAUAUAUAUUUUCUUUCUUUCUUUUCUUUUCUUGAAGGGAAACAAUAUCCAUAUAUUUGCAGGAGUAAUUAAAUACAUACAAUAUAUAUAGUCGUUUCCCUUCAUUCCUUCUUCUUCUUCUUCUCUUGUAGUGGAGUAUAAAGUGUACUUUGAUUAUACAGCUCUUUCUUCUCUGUAUUUAUUGCAUGAUUGGGACCAACUUGGACGGUACUCCAGGUAGCUCCACUAUAUACUGUCAGAACUGUAAUAUAAUAUGGACGUCGAGGCAGAAUUAAUUAAGCUGCAGAAGUUGGUUUCUGA